GAUGGCGCUCUCAGCAGCAACUUCGCAACAAAAAAUGACUCGCACAGAUUGGAAAAAAGAAAAAGAAUUGGAAGAAGCCAGGAAAGCAGGAACUGCUCCAGCCUUGCAGGAUGAAACAGGAAAAGACAUCAAUCCACACAUUCCUCAAUAUAUUUCAGAUGCCCCUUGGUAUUAUGGAACCACAGGACCAACUCUCAAACAUCAGAGACCGCAGGAGGAGAAGCAAGAAAGAUUUGCACAGAUAGACGCCUCGUACAAACGAGGAGUAAAGGAGACGGCUGCAAUAAAAUAUCGCAAAGGAGCGUGUGAAAACUGCGGUGCAAUGACUCAUAAAAAGAAAGAUUGUUUAGAGCGGCCUCGGCGUGUUGGAGCGAGGUUUACUGGGGAGGAUAUUAAACCAGAUGAACAUCUUCCAGACCAGUUGAACUUUGAUUACGACGGAAAAAGAGAUCGGUGGGUCGGAUAUGAUCCUGAGGAACAUCAAAGAGUGCUUGAGGAAUAUCAGAAGAUGGAAAUGGCUAAGCAACAACUGAAAUCUGAUAAACUGCAUCAAGAUCUGAUGGAUGGAAAGAAAAUUGAGGAAAAGGAAAAGUUGAGCGAUGAUGACGAGGAAGACGAAGACAAAUACGCUGACGACGUCAUUAUACCAGGACAGAAAUUUGACAGCAAGAGACGGACAACUGUGAGAAAUUUACGUAUCAGAGAAGAUACAGCCAAGUAUUUGUAUAAUUUGGACCCAAAUUCAGCGUAUUACGAUCCGAAAACCAGGUCAAUGAGAUCAAAUCCAUUUGGUCUGAAAGAUAUUGCGGGAAAAGACGUCACGUAUCAAGGCGAUAACUUUGUUCGGUAUUCGGGCGAUACUAGGAAAAUGGCGAAUACGCAAUUGUUCGCAUGGGAAGCCUAUGAGAAAGGAACAGACGUCCAUCUCCAAGCAGAUCCGACCAAGUUAGAACUCUUACAUCGUGAGUAUAAGGUUAAGAAAGAAGAUUUCAAACAAGAUUUGAAAGGUGGAGUUCUGGAGAAGUAUGGAGGUGAAGAACAUCUGAAUGCGCCACCAAAAGAAUUGCUGUUUGCACAAACUGAAAAUUACGUUGAAUAUUCAAGAACGGGUGAAGUUGUUAAAGGUCAGGAAAAAGCCAUCCAGAAAUCAAAGUACGAAGAAGAUGUCCACGUGAACAAUCAUACGAGUGUCUGGGGCUCGUAUUGGAUCGAUGGAAAAUGGGGUUAUGGCUGUUGUCAUUCUCUUUUGAGGGGCUCGUAUUGUACUGGUGAUGCUGGGAAACACGCUUAUUCUCAAGGACUUCCAGCGAUCGAGCAGAAUGAUGAUGGCGGACGAGAGGAGAAGUCUUUAGUUGAGCUUCACGAUGAGAAACGAAAGAAAAACAAGAAAGAUAAGAGUAAAGAGAAGCGGGAAAAUCCAGACGAACUUGACAAAGACAAGCUUAAAAAGGCUUUGAAAGAAGAGGAAAAACAGCAACAACACGCAAAUAAAUUGCUUCAAAUGGACGAGCGAAAACGAUCAUAUAACUCUCUGAAACGAGACUACCACGAAGUCACACCUGAAGAACUAGAAGCGUACAAAAUCAAAAGGCACAACACUGAAGAUCCAAUGAACAGUUUUUCAAGAUAACACAAUUCAAAGAUAUGUAAAAAAACAUGUAUAAAGCCCUGUACAUAUCUGACCAUGUUUUGAACCCAAAAUAGUUUUAAAAUGGACCCUGCAUACUCAGUUAUUAAGCUCUAAUCACUUCAGGGAUAAAUAACUGUGCAAUUAACAUAGGAACUGUUAAUUCACAUCUUUCAAACUUUGAAAAGCAAAGACACACAACUGAGAUAUUAACCAUUUCAAGACCUAUGAAAAUAAUUUUUAGUAUUCUCAGACAAGGCCCGAAUUGUUUGAAGAUGAUUUACUACAGAUUCGAACUUCCAUUGGAUAAAUACGUAUUCAAUACUUUUGAAGCAAACGAAAUUUAUUAAUGUU
Messenger RNA from Dendronephthya gigantea, 1981 nucleotides. RefSeq names its product pre-mRNA-splicing factor SLU7-like. The transcript has 20 exons. Gene Ontology annotation, molecular function: pre-mRNA 3'-splice site binding. The record is from RefSeq and is a predicted model, not a curated record. NCBI's taxonomy places the organism in Eukaryota, Metazoa, Cnidaria, Anthozoa, Malacalcyonacea, Nephtheidae. Gene Ontology annotation, biological process: mRNA splicing, via spliceosome. Gene Ontology annotation, cellular component: spliceosomal complex. Bases 2 to 1630 code for a protein of 542 amino acids.